CUCGGCUUGCCUGGUGCCACAAUGCUUAUUAUGGAUUUUAUCGUAGCAGCUGGCAGAGUGGCUUCUUCAGCUUUUCUCAAUGCACCAAGAGUGGAAGCACAAGUUCUUCUGGGAUCUUUGGUUUGCUUUCCCAACUUGUAUUGUGAACUGCCUGCUCUCCAUCCCAACAUCCCUGAUAUUGCUGUGUCUCAGUUUACAGAUGUUAAGGAACUUACAAUCAAAACUGUGUUAAGCUCCGCAAGAGAUGAGCCCUCUGGUCCUGCACGAUGUGUAGCACUUUGCAGUUUAGGUAUUUGGAUUUGUGAAGAACUAGUCCAUGAGUCUCAUCAUCCUCAAAUUAAGGAAGCUCUGAAUGUAAUUUGUGUAUCAUUAAAGUUUACUAAUAAAACAGUAGCCCAUGUAGCUUGUAACAUGCUUCACAUGCUGGUUCAUUAUGCACCUAGACUUCAGAUUUACCAGCCUGAUUCUCCCUUGAAAAUUAUUCAAAUUCUAAUAGCCACUAUUACCCAUCUUUUGCCAAGUACGGAAGCAUCAUCUUAUGAAAUGGACAAGAGGUUGGUGGUAUCCUUACUUCUGUGCCUUCUGGACUGGAUCAUGGCCUUACCUCUUAAGACACUGCUCCAACCAGUCCAUGCUACAGGAGCAGAAAAUGAUAAAAUAGAAAAAUCUGUCCUUAAUUGUAUUUAUAAGGUAUUACAUGGGUGUGUUUAUGGAGCUCAGUGUUUUAGCAAUCCAAGGUAUUUUCCAAUAAGCCUUUCUGAUUUGGCAUCUGUAGAUUAUGAUCCUUUUAUGCAUUUGGAAAGCCUGAAAGAGCCUGAACCUUUGCACUCUCCUGAUUCGGAACGAUCCUCUAAACUCCAGCCAGUAACAGAAGUGAAAACUCAAAUGCAGCAAGGAUUAAUCUCCAUAGCUGCCCGCACUGUUAUUACACAUCUGGUGAAUCACUUGGGCCAUUAUCCAAUGAGUGGUGGUCCUGCUAUGUUAACAAGUCAGGUGUGUGAGAAUCACGACAAUCAUUACAGUGAAAGCACUGAACUUUCCCCUGAACUCUUCGAAAGUCCAAAUAUUCAGUUUUUUGUGUUAAACAAUACAACCUUAGUGUCCUGUAUCCAGAUCAGAGCUGAAGAGAGUAUACCUGGAGGAGGUUUAUCUGCUGGUCUUGCAUCAGCCAAUUCAAAUGUCAGAAUUAUAGUACGUGAUCUUUCUGGAAAAUAUUCAUGGGAUUCUGCCAUCCUGUAUGGACCACCUCUUGUAAGUGGUCUUUCAGAACCUACAUCUCUCGUACUUUCAUUGUCUCACCAAGAGAAGCCAGAAGAGCCUUCUGCAUCUCAUGAAUGCUUAGAAGAUAUAACAGUUAAAGAUGGGAUUUCCCUCCAGUUUAAAAGAAGUUUUAGAGAAACUGUACCAACUUGGGACACAAUAAGAGAUGAAGAAGAUGUUCUUGAUGAGCUUUUGCAGUAUUUAGGUGUAACCAGUCCUGAAUGCUUACAGAGAACUGGAGUCUCACUUAAUAUUCCUGCUCCACAGCCUGUGUGCAUUUCUGAAAAACAGGAGAAUGAUGUUAUUAACGCUAUCCUUAAGCAGCAUACAGAGGAAAAAGAAUUUGUUGAGAAACACUUUAAUGACUUAAAUAUGAAAGCUGCAGAACAAGAUGAACCAACACCUCAGAAACCUCAGUCAGCAUUUUAUUAUUGCAGAUUGCUUCUUAGUAUAUUGGGAAUGAAUUCCUGGGACAAAAGGAGGAGCUUUCAUCUCCUGAAGAAAAAUGAAAAACUACUUAGGGAACUUAGGAACUUGGACUCAAGACAGUGCCGAGAGACACACAAGAUUGCAGUAUUUUAUGUUGCUGAAGGACAAGAAGACAAACAUUCCAUUCUCACCAAUACAGGAGGAAGUCAAGCAUAUGAAGAUUUUGUAGCUGGUCUUGGUUGGGAGGUAAAUCUUACAAACCAUUGUGGUUUCAUGGGAGGACUACAAAAAAAUAAAAGCACUGGAUUGACUACACCAUAUUUUGCUACCUCUACAGUUGAAGUAAUAUUUCAUGUGUCAACAAGAAUGCCUUCGGAUUCUGAUGACUCUUUGACCAAAAAAUUGAGACAUUUAGGAAAUGAUGAAGUGCACAUUGUUUGGUCAGAGCAUACUAGAGACUACAGGAGAGGAAUUAUUCCUACAGAAUUUGGUGAUGUUCUUAUUGUAAUAUACCCGAUGAAAAACCACAUGUUCAGCAUCCAGAUAAUGAAAAAACCAGAGGUUCCCUUCUUUGGUCCACUCUUUGAUGGUGCUAUUGUGAAUGGAAAGGUCCUACCUAUUAUGGUUCGAGCAACAGCUAUAAAUGCAAGCCGUGCUCUGAAAUCGCUGAUUCCAUUGUAUCAAAACUUCUAUGAGGCGAGAGCCCGGUAUCUGCAAACGAUUGUCCAGCACCAUUUGGAACCAACGACGUUUGAAGAUUUUGCAGCACAGGUUUUUUCUCCAGCUCCCUACCAUCAUUUACCAUCUGAUGCCGGCUCCUACCCAGAGAUCCUACCCAGUGAAACUCCCACAGUGGCGCAGGUAGACGGGGCCGACCUGGCCUCUCCAAUGUCUCCUCGAACGAGCAAAAGCCGCAUGUCCAUGAAGCUGCGUCGCUCCUCUGGCUCCGCCAAUAAGUCCUAAGGAGACAGCAGCCUGGCAGUGGCCACCAGUAGCCACCUUAGCAUGAACAUGGCGUUAACCCUUCCAGGCUUUGUGUUUGCUGUAAUAUGCAUGUUCCUUCCUGAACAUUUAUUUUAGAAAACACUGGAUUUCAAUAAUUUGUAACUUAGUAUUUUAGAUUUGGGUUGUUUAUUUCCCCCACACUCCAAGCUGCCAUAUGAGGGAGGAAGGGGUGAAGCUUUAUUCUACACCCUUUACCUUCCCUCGAUAAUUAUGUCUAAGUAGUUUUACUUUCAAUUUCAUAAUUAACUUUGAGCCAAAAUAUAAUUGGACAGAUAGCCUCAUGAUUUUAUCAUGCCCCAUUACAACCUUAUGGCUCAGUAAAUAUAUAAUUUUUUAAUAAAUGUACAUCUUUAAACAUUUGUAAAGUUGUGGCAAAAGUUGCAGAUUUGUUAAUACACUUGAUGUGUAUGGAUUAUUUAUGUUAUCAAAAUAAACCACUUAAAAUAAAUGGUCUUUUAGCAUCUCAAGUUCCAGCUGAAAUAAUUUUAGCAUUACCUUUUUCUUCCCAAAGCAGUGUCUCAUUUCUUGGCUGUGCAGCAGGUGAUGCCAUGACAUAUCUAAUAACCAGAAAAAUCACUGUGCUGAACUCUGAUUCAUGUUUAGCUUCCAAAUAUUUUUCUAAUGUUUUGCUUUUUAAAUGGUAUCACUGUUAAAUGCCACUUCUGUUUUGAGAUUAUGGCCCCUUAUUAUUGGCUGCUGGACCCUGGUAUAUCUAUGUUCUUUCUUAAGUACCAAAAAGGGAAGAAUGAGGUGGGGUGGGUAGAAAAAAAAAAAAAAAGAAAACUUUUCUAAGUGUGUGGCUUAAAUUAUGUAUAUUAUUUUAAAAGAAAAGGGAACAUGAUCCAGGAGUCUAAAUUAAUCUAAUAUUGUUAAUAUUGAACAUGCAGGUGCAGGUUGGUAUACAUUCCACCCUCCAGAAAUAUUUUCCUACAGUAGAUAAGCUGCUCACAUUUUGCUCACAUUUUUUUUUUUUGAACGAGCAUCUCCUGAAGAAAUACGUAGCAUGACAUUGGUACUAACUGCAUGU
Messenger RNA from Cervus elaphus (red deer), 3721 nucleotides. Its product is annotated as ral GTPase-activating protein subunit alpha-1-like. Gene Ontology annotation, biological process: regulation of small GTPase mediated signal transduction; positive regulation of GTPase activity. The transcript is spliced from 2 exons. Gene Ontology annotation, cellular component: cytoplasm; nucleus. Lineage: Eukaryota; Metazoa; Chordata; Mammalia; Artiodactyla; Cervidae. Gene Ontology annotation, molecular function: GTPase activator activity. The record is from RefSeq and is a predicted model, not a curated record. The annotation marks the transcript as partial.